AUGGCGCUACUCGCACCCACUGCACCAUCUGAAGGCGGACCACCUCUGGGCGACGCGGUGCAGGACGUCAAUGAAGAGAGAACUCCGGCUAAGGGAGCCGAAGUGUUCAAUAGAUUCGGUGAACUAGUAGGUUGGCUAGAUCCGGGAGCAAAAAGCGCUCCACGACGGCUGAACCCGUUUUCGGUGGCGUGGAAAUGCGUGAAACGCAUUGUACGUGGAAUGUGUUGCUGCCGAGGUGAAGGCGUCGACUAA
Macrosiphum euphorbiae (potato aphid) is the source of this 252-nucleotide messenger RNA. The record is from the annotation of a GenBank genome assembly. Lineage: Eukaryota; Metazoa; Arthropoda; Insecta; Hemiptera; Aphididae.